Fusarium keratoplasticum is the source of this 1638-nucleotide messenger RNA. Its product is annotated as Peptidylprolyl isomerase. The transcript has a single exon. Gene Ontology annotation, cellular component: catalytic step 2 spliceosome. Gene Ontology annotation, biological process: protein folding; protein peptidyl-prolyl isomerization. Bases 1 to 1638 code for a protein of 545 amino acids. Gene Ontology annotation, molecular function: peptidyl-prolyl cis-trans isomerase activity. The record is from RefSeq and is a predicted model, not a curated record. NCBI's taxonomy places the organism in Eukaryota, Fungi, Ascomycota, Sordariomycetes, Hypocreales, Nectriaceae.
AUGUCGGCGAUUUAUAAUCUCGAGCCGCAGCCCACUGCGUCGGUCAUCAUCCACACGAAUCGCGGAGAGCUGUCUGUCGAGCUGUUCGCAAAGCAGACUCCGUUAACAUGUCGCAACUUCCUGCAAUUGGCCCUCGACGGCUACUACGAUAAUACCAUCUUCCAUCGCUUGGUUCCCGGAUUUAUUUUGCAAGGUGGCGAUCCGACAGGUACGGGCAACGGCGGAGAAUCGAUAUACGAUGGAGGCGCAUUCAGUGGCGACCUGGAUCCGUGGCCCAUGGACCAGCGUCAGGGAAAGAAUGCAGGGCCAACGGGAAUCAACUUCAAGGACGAAUUCCAUUCACGUCUCAAGUUUAACCGUCGAGGUCUGCUGGGUUCUGCGAACGAAUCGCGCCCCGAUACGAAUGGCAGCCAGUUCUUCUUUACCCUCGACAAGGCGGAUGAACUCAACGGCAAGAACACCCUUUUCGGUCGAAUCGCCGGCGAUACCAUCUAUAACUUGGCGAAAAUGGGCGAGGCAGAGGUGGACGAGGCGACAGAGCGACCAGUCUACCCUGUGAAGAUCGAGAGGAUAGAGAUCCUGGUGAACCCUUUCGACGACAUGAAGAAGCGAUCCCGGGUUGCCGUCCAAGCGCCAAGCAAGACAACUACGGCAAAGGACAAAAAGAAGAAGCGGAAGGGAGGAAAGCAGCUUCUCAGCUUUGGGGACGAGGAGGGUGACGAAGACAUGCCAGUGCUGAAAAAGAAAAAGUUUGAUACGAGAAUUGUCAUGGAAGCCGAUCAUGACGAGGAACCACCCAAGGAGAAACCCGUGAAACAAAAGGCGAAAAAGGAGGAAGCACCAAAGAAGAAGUUGCCAGUGAAAGAUGAGGAAGAUGAGGAGGAUAGGAGGGAACCAGAACCACACAAGAAAGCAGAACGAAAGCCCAGCCCACCUGCGCGCCAGCGCGAGGAGUACAAAUCCCCCGAGCCCGAACCGCCCAAGAAGACUGCUCUGGAGCGGGCCAAUGAGGAAAUGGCAGCGCUGAAGGCAUCAAUGAGACGGAACAUUCACACCGAGGCGCCUGUGCAAGAAAAGAAGAAGACUGCGCUGGAGUCCAUGAUCCCUGAGACAUCUAUCAGGGGCCGCAAGCGAAGGCCCGGUGCCAGCAAUACAUCAGCAACUGAGGAUGCAAAGACACUUCGCAUGCUAAAGGCCUUUCAGUCUAGGCUGGACAAGGCACCCCCAGAAAAGGACAAUGAACCCUCAGCGCCCGUUGUCAAGGAAGAGGAAGGAGGUCCUCAAGCUGCAGAUGAUGAAGCUGAGUUAUGCGAUUUGCACUUUAUUGCAAACUGUCAGAGCUGCACCUCAUGGGACAAGCAGGAGAAGGAGGAAAGCGAUGACGAGGGCUGGAUGUCACACGCUUUGAGCUUCGCGGCAGAUAAACUGGGCAAGGAUCUCAGCAACCGCAAGAAGGCUGAGGAGGAGCUGGUGGUGAUUGAUCCACGCGAGAAAGCACGAAAUCUCAAGGAAGAGAAGCGGGCAGGGCGUGAUGCGAGACAGGGGAAGACGGGGAGAGCAUGGGAUCAAGCACGAGACGCUGCAAGGAACGCCAAGAUGGCUCAGGCGGCAUCUCUGGCGGGAAGAGGUGCAAAGUAG